GAUAAAUUUUAAUAAAUUAAAGCUGCAUAAGAGAAAAAGUGAAAAAUAAAAACGGAGUGACUUCAUAAUUGAUGUUAAAGAUGAAACGGAUCAGAUGGAGUUUGUUAUUAAUUUUUACGAUAUUUUUUAGUUAUGUGACUUGCUUUGCCUCACACCACCGAUCGUCAUAUCGCGAUGCCGACGACUCACUCAACAACGGUGGCGACGAUGACGCGGAUCGCGACUACCUGGAAUUCAGUAAAAAUAAUGAGGAUAAUUUGAGAUCACAACACAGAAAUCAUAACCAUCACCAUCAGCAUCACGAGCAGCCACAAAAACACGCGGCGAAUGACGAUGAUGAUGAUGAGAAACAACUCGAGCCCGUUGCUGAGUCAGUAAAUCAUCCACAUCAUUUGUCGCUGCCGCCCGUGAUAAAAAGCGGCGAUGCAAUCGCACCCCCAAAGCCGACGACGAAACAGAAAAAGACGAAAAAACGGAGCAACAAACAUUCGAAGCAUUCCAAAAUAGUCGAAAUUGAUGAAAUUGCGAAUAAAAAUAUUAAUAAUUUUAAUAGGAUUAGCAGCGAAACCGACGAAGAUGGAGAUAACGUGAAAUAUUUUGCUGAGACACGCAAUGACGUCGAUUCGGAGCGAAAUCGGCAGAAAGAUAAAUAUCUUUUUGAUUUGCCGAACAAGGAAUAUGUCGAUUUUGAUGCCGUUAUGCAAAAUGGUGACCAACGCAGAAAAUUAAGUGAUGACUUCGAGCUCGAUGACGAGGACAGUGACGAGCAAGAAAGUGACGAAGAUGAAGAUGGCGAGGUCGGGGAAACGAGAAAAACGGCAAUAAUCACCCAAUUUCCAUCGUCAGACAUUUUUGUAUCGCCAAUUGAAAAGGAAGAUGACGAGAUAGUGAGACAGCAGCAGCGCAAUCGUAGCAAAGGAAGUAAAUUAUCGGAGAAACGACAUAAAAUUAAUGAUGAAGGCAAAAAAUCGAAAAAACAUAAAAAAGUUGCAAAAUCACGGUAUCAAAAGGUACUUCGGGGCGAUCUGUCAUGCAUGAAAGACGAGGAUUUCACACCUGCACCAUCAAUCGAGAAUGCGGACAUCAAAUAUUUGCGCAAUGAUAUUUAUGGCGUGGAAAAUUCGUACCUCGAAGCCGAAUAUCACUGUCACAAAGGAUAUAAAUUAGUGUCGUUGUCACUGGCUCAAGAUGAUCAGGCUGCUGCUGAACAAGUGUCGGCUGCCUCGAGCAACGAGCUUAGAAAAUCCGAGACAGUUCAGCUCGUAAUGAAUACAACAAAUUUAAUAUGUCACAAUAAAGAAUGGGUUGGCACUUUUGUACCGAAAUGUGUAAAAAUAAAGAAUGUAGACAAAUUGUACAUCAACGAAUGCGUCGAGACUCGCAACAACUGCGAACACCAAUGCGUCAACACAGUCGGCUCAUACACAUGUCGCUGCAUGCCUGGCUUCGAAUUUGAUGCAAAACACAAAUGCAAAGACAUCAACGAAUGCACGAAGAGCCCUUGUCAAGAUAAAUGCAUUAAUUUGCCAGGCAGUUAUAAAUGCACUUGUGACAAUAUUCCAGGUACAAAAUUAAGUGCAGAUGGGCAUUCGUGCGUCAUUUCCUCGGACUCGGCAACAAUUUCACAGCAAACGUUAUCCUCCUCCGUGGUAUCUGUAUGUCCUCGUGGAUACUACUUUAAUUACACAAAUGACGAAUGUGAAGAUUUUGAUGAAUGUUCUGUAAAUAAUGGCGGAUGUCAAGACAUUUGUACAAAUACAGAUGGCAGUUAUUACUGUUCCUGUCAGACCGGAUAUAUUUUUGGGCCAGACAACAAAACUUGUGUGGUGAACAACAUAACAUCUGACAUCACGUGCCCUCCCUUAAUUCCCCCGAAACACGGUUAUCUGGAGUGCAGUCGCCCACUCGAUGAAUCGCGACAUCAUAUCGCCAACUUUCCGGGAAGUCAGUGUGUCUUGCGCUGCCCCAAUGGUUUCCGUGUAAUGGGUCGUUACUCGCAGAUUUGCGGCAACGACGGACAAUGGCAAGGCAGUGGCGAUGGCGCUUGUAUCCGCUAUCCGAAACCAAAAUUAAUCUGUCCGAAAAAUAUGAUGCUUGAGACACCGCCGAACGAUACACGUGUGGUUAUGCCAUUGCCGAAGCCAACCACAGACGUAAGUUGGGACACCGACAUCACUAUCAGUCCGAAUUACGUCAAAGAUUUGAAUCUUGUGCUCAGUACGGGCAUCGAGAACAUUACUUACACUGCGACGCAUCCUCUCUCCCGGCUACGUGUUUCGUGUCAAUUUAGUGUGAAUGUCGUGGAUGGCAUGCCGCCCGUUGUAAAGUUUUGUCCGGAGACGCAGCAUUAUACGGUGGCACGGCAUCAUGAGACGAUUAAAGUGUCAUGGAUUGAGCCAAUUUUCGAAGACAAUAUUAAAGUGACGAGCGUCACAAAGAGCAACGAAUCUGGAAAUCAUCUCGGACUCGGCACACAUCUCAUCACGUACGAAGCCAAAGACGCGGCAGGCUUUGCCAGUCGUUGCACUUUCAAAAUUGUAAUAAAUGCGCCGAAACGACAAAUAUUGCCACUGUUGUACAGCAAAUUCUAUUAUCUGUAAAAACAGACCUACUCGAACAAAACUACUCAACGUAACGUAACAUAA
This is a messenger RNA of Culicoides brevitarsis, 2645 nucleotides long. RefSeq lists its product as uncharacterized. The transcript has 12 exons. The record is from RefSeq and is a predicted model, not a curated record. Bases 72 to 2600 code for a protein of 842 amino acids. Gene Ontology annotation, molecular function: calcium ion binding. Lineage: Eukaryota; Metazoa; Arthropoda; Insecta; Diptera; Ceratopogonidae.